GCGACAAAAGCAUGGGCGACACCAGAGGCUGACAAAAUGAGCCAGCAGCAAUUUUCACGUUUAAAAGAAGAACAAGAGAAAGCAAUACAAGAAACAAACAUCAAACUAGAGAAAUGGGAACAAUUUAGAUCAGACUAUGUUGCAUUGAAAACCAGACUUAAAACUCUUCCCGACAAGGUCUCGCAUGAUGUAAUGGUUCCAUUUGGUUCGUUGGCGUUCAUGCCAGGAAAGUUGGUACAUACCAAUGAAGUAUUAGUGUUGCUAGGUGAUAACUGGUUUGCCGAACGUUCUGCCAAACAGGCAGCUGCUAUUGUAGACCGCCGUCUGAAAGAUGUUGAGUCUCAGAUAGAAGGACUGAAGGAGCAGAAAAAGAUAUUGUCACCAAGGCUAGAAUUUACAUCAGAUCUCGCAGAGGAACGUGGUGUUGUGGACAUUACAGAGGAAUAUGAUGAGGAGAAAGAAAAAGUCUGGAAAGAACAACACAAGAAAAGGGUCCAGGAAAUGAACAAAAAGAAAAUAUCCAGAAAAGAUGGCGGAUCAGAAGACAAGUCACAAGGUCGGGAAAAAGCAAUGACUGACGAGCAGCUGUGGGCGAGGCUGGACGAACUUGAGAGGAUUGAGAAAGAAGGGAAUGAGUUACUAAAGUUGGAUAUGGAAGAUGAGAUCAAACUCUCUCUACCUCCCCAAAGUGAUGAAGAUGAAGAAGAAUUUGAGGAAGAUGAGGAAGAUGAGGAUGAUGAGAGUUUGUUAUCAGAGGGCAGUGAACUUGAGGAUUCUUCACGGAUAACCUUCACACACACCAAGGUGGAUGACACAGAAGAAAAAGAAAACUCUGGUAAAAUUGAAAGCCCAAGAGACAUUUACCGACAGUUCUGUGAAGUAAAACCAAAAUCUAUAAUGAAAUCAAAUACAGAUAAUGAAGGGCAGAAAGCAAAGGUGAAGAAAAAAGUAAAAAUGAAAGAAAAUGUCUCAGCUGAAGAGAACAGAAAAAAGCGAGGAAUCGGCCAAGGUCCUUUGGCAUUUUCUGGUACAGUCAUUGAGAAGAAUCAAGAUUCUUUAAUAAAAACAUUUGAGGACAGAAAUUCUGAUGAAACUGUCAAAACUGGAGAAAUAAACAGCAUGAGUAAUUUAACCAGGCACCAUACAGACCGAGCAGAAACAAGUGUAAAACAGACAGGAGGGAGUGUGAAGGACAGUACACAGCCGAGACGUGUGUCUAAGUUUAAGGCAGGGAGACAGCGUAACACGGAUCCUUCAUAACAGACAACUGAUAAAACUCCUCUACUUUUAUACCUGUGCUGGUUUUAGUUUCUCUCUAUGCAGAAUUUUAAUACAAUUAUGUAUUUCGUAUUUUUGUCUGUUACUUGAAAUUAUUUUAUGUUGACAUUGAAACAUAUUUUGUGUUGUACAGUAUGAAGAUUUGUGUGUAUCAACACUUCAGAAACAUUGUUUCAUGCCCUGUGCCCAAAAACAGCAUUUGCGGAGUACUUCUGAAGGGUACUUCUUGAAAUGUAUUUCAUUGCUAUUUACAACGACACAUUUUACCAAUGCACCACAAACCAGUUCUCUUUAGAAUAAACUGGGAUGUAUAAGGUAGCUAUUUGGAGUUGUCAAGCUGAUCUGGUGGACCAAGGUGGGCUUAUGCCAUACUGUGGCGUCCGAUGUCUAUCUGUCUGUCAACAAUUAACUUCUUCAUAACCGCUGAUUGGAAUUAAACUACAAUUUAACUGGCAGCAUUGCUGUGUGGUAAGGAUUAAUAAAAGGGGUCUUUUGGCUUAAUUGAUAUAAAUGACUUCUUCUUUGAAACUAAGCAAUGGAUAUUGCUCAUAUUUGACUGGUAGCUCGUUAUGUGGUGGUGAUUAAAAAUUGUACAAAUAGUGAGGCUAACCUCCAGGGGGCCUGAGGAGCGGGGCCAAAAGAGGUCAAUUUUGCUAUGUAAGCUGGGGAUGUCUCCGAUUUGACUGGAAGCACCACUUUGGGGUAAAUGUGGGGAAAGGAACAAAUGGUGGGGCUGGUUAUGUUUUUGAAACUUUUGAGAUCCCCAUAACCAUAUAAAGCAUUGAUGUGCAUAAAGAUAUAAACAAAAUCAUGAUGUAAAAAUAAGCCCUGGAGUUUUUGCCACUCCAGGGUUCCUCUUAUAUCUUUGUUUAGAUCCCCACCCCAUAACCAUAUAUAGCAUUGCUUGAAAUCAAGAGAUAAACACAAUCCUGAUGUAAAAUUUAGGCCUAGUGGUCUUUCCCCAUACCAUAGGGACUUGGUUUCCUUGCUACAUCUUUGAAAUGGUUUAAUUAACAACAAAAAAGAAACCCACACACAAUCCUUAUAUAAACGGACCGAGGGAUCUUUUCCCCACCUCAAGGGACUUUUUUUUUAAAAACAAAAUCAUGUUGAAAAUACCAAUCCCUGGAGUCUUUUCACACCCUUAGGAAGUCUGAACUUCGUUCAUGGGUUUUAUCUUUGAAGCAGUUGAGAUCCCUAACCCAUAACCAUAAUAGCAUGUUUGCUAUCAACAAAUACAAAAAAAAAAGUGUGAAGCUUUUAACAAAUUGAACAUGAAGAUAUUUUGACAUUUGAUCAAAUUCAACCAGGUGAGCAAUACAGGUCAUCUUGGCAUCUUGUUAUUGCAGUGUCAGCUUAAAAUAUUUUAUAUUUCAGUUUUAAGUAUUUUAGCUAAUUAUGAUGCUGUCUAUAUUAUCAGGAAUGAUAAGUGUAGUACAUUGGUGAUAUAGACAUUAAUGUUUAGCAUGUAGAUAAUCUGAUGGUUUCUCAAGCUGGAAAAAACCCACAUAAAUCCUGAUAGAGACUGCAGUCCUAUACUGUCGACAAUUAAAGAACGUUACACAAAACUUUAAUUGAAUUUACUCCGGAUGCAAUACAAAUGGGUAGCGACAUUGUAGGCUGUUACCAAGUGUGAGACUGGUGCCCUCACAGGAUGAGUCAUCAACUUGAUAUAUCCUAGUUCACCUGUUAUUUUUAUUAACAAAAUAAAACGUUUGUCAGAGAAAUACAA
Messenger RNA from Pecten maximus, 3010 nucleotides. RefSeq names its product unconventional prefoldin RPB5 interactor-like. Gene Ontology annotation, molecular function: phosphatase inhibitor activity; chromatin binding; transcription corepressor activity. Gene Ontology annotation, biological process: negative regulation of phosphatase activity; negative regulation of transcription by RNA polymerase II. Lineage: Eukaryota; Metazoa; Mollusca; Bivalvia; Pectinida; Pectinidae. The transcript is spliced from 9 exons. The record is from RefSeq and is a predicted model, not a curated record. Bases 37 to 1260 code for a protein of 407 amino acids.